AUGACAGAACAACCACCAGACAAGAUAUUGCGGGAAGGAGACGUUCUCCGCAUGGAAGUUUCGCCCAAGUAUGCCACCAUUCAGAUUCAGCCCAAUAUUGGCAGCAGUGAAGGCAACGAUCCCAAUUUCCCACGCAAUCUCCACAAUGCCGUGGAAUUAUUUCUCAAGUGUGGAUUGGUCCCCAAUGGUGUGCGUCUCAAGGAUUGUACCGACAAGCUGUUGGAAAUUUAUGCCAAGGAUCCAUCCAGUAAUAUUCGACUGGGACGUGGCUGUAUUUGCUGGAAAUGUGGGUAUUGUGGCAUUCCCAAGGAUUACAGUGAAAGUAACAACAACAACAACAACAACCAGCCACCGGGUCCCUGUGUGCACUGUCACGAAACCCAGCAGAUCAACUGGGUCCGUGUGACGCAUCCCACCAAUGGAGAAUUGCCGUGGAUUGAACGGGCGAACGUGACAGAGGAAGAGAAACAAGCUGAAUUGGCCGCCAAGCGAGCGGCCGUGGAAGCACGGGUGGCACAAGCAUUGAAAGAGCGAGAAGAAGCUGCUGCCCUUGCAGAGAAAUGA
Messenger RNA from Seminavis robusta, 564 nucleotides. NCBI's taxonomy places the organism in Eukaryota, Bacillariophyta, Bacillariophyceae, Naviculales, Naviculaceae. The record is from the annotation of a GenBank genome assembly.